AUGGGCCUCUUUCUUUCUUGUUUGUUUCAGGUCACAGCCGUGGCUGUGCUCAGUCUAACAUGGGCGAAAAAUUCGACGCUUAAAACGAAACCCAAACGACAACUAGACAAUAUUCGAACACCUCAAAAUCUACAAUACUCCUUGGUACUUCCACACUCAAGAGUGGCCCACUUUAGGUCUUUGUCCAACAACAAAAGAUCGUCAUCUGGCGUGCCCAAAGGCAAGCUUCCGCCCUAUGCUGUCCAAAUGGAGCCUGUUGUUCAAUAUUCACAAAAAGAUCCACUUUACGACCCUAAUCACGACAAAGUCGACGAGGCAGUCGAAAACAAAAACGAAAUUCACGCGCAAUCAAAAAUCCUGAACGUCGAUGAUCAGUCUGGUGAAAAUUUCGGUCCGCCUUACGGAUCAUUGCCUACAGCUCCAUUAUACAGCCACGAUGCACACCCUCACUAUUACGAAGCACCCGAACCAAUAAUAGAGAUUAUCAUCAAAGAAUCCAAUGAAACAUUACCUGCUCCUCAACCCCAACCAAUACAGAAGAAAAAGAAGGAACCAGUGCACGUCUUCUAUGUGAAAUAUAGCAAAGAUCCGCACUCAAAAGACAAGGUUAUUUACGAAAAACCUAUACCAGCUAUCACCCCGUCCACAAAUGAAGAAGAUGAUCACCACGACGAAUACGUUACAGUCACUCCUGAACCCAUUUACUUACCUGCUAAAACCACUACUUUGAGAGCUAUCAUUAAACCUGAAUCUGAAGUAUAUCAUAGUGAUAGUAGUGUAAAGAUAACUUUUGGGAACGAAGGUCGGCACUAUAGUGAUAGACGUGAUGGCCAAACUGAAGAUCAUGAAGAAACAGCCCCACAGCCUGCGAUUGCAUUUCCCAAUCAACCUCUCCAACAAACCCAUCCCGCUUUAGAAAGAUCAGCUUCUCCUAAGCCACAAUUUGUGGAAAGCGUUACAAGACCGAAUGCUUACCUUCCAAACCCAAGCGUGCCAACUUUUAAAUCUGAGUCUUCCCAUGCCCAAAGUCGGAUUCAAUUUCAACCUCAGUAUUUCCCAACUGAGCAGCAGCUACCAAGGCAAAGCCCUUCAGCUUCAACGUUUAGAUCACAAUCACACAUUCCUCGAAAUCCCUUUGGAGCUUCAUCGUCACUGAUUCCGAAUCCUGCCUUCGCCAAUGGUCCCACUGGCCCAAUAUUUGAGAGGCCUACUGCAUCAAGUCCUGUAUCACCCGCUUUCCCACCAACACAUCAUAGAGCUAAUCCUCCAUUCCAGUCACGUCCGAAUAAUCCUCCUUCAUUUGGAACCAGACUACAUGUUAACGGACCUCCAAGGACUAGUUUCCACUCAGGACCUCAAAGACCUUUCCACCCACCCCAAUCGAAACCCAAUAAUUAUUUCGACGAAGCUAAAUAUUUACAAGAAAACUAUCAUACUAUAACUACUGAUCAAGUUUCUGCCCAAAAAGACCAAGCAUUAAAAGCUCGUCCAACGCAAAACCUUAAUCAUCUCACACAACCAAGUCCUAGUCCAACGCCUGCUCAUUUCCAAGAGCAUUUUAGAAGACCUCCAAUAAUACCUCUCAAUCAACAAUUACCACAACAGAAACCACCUAAACAGUUUUCAGAUACAGUUCACAGUCAAACAUCGUUUACCGCUAGUCCCAGUAACUCACCCUUCUUCAAUCUGAAGCCAUCACCUCCUCAGAUUGAUAGCCGUCCAUUAUUUCAUCAAGGUCAACAACCACUAAGUUUUCAUAACGGCCCUUUGCCAUCCUCUAGACCGUCGCUUCAAUUCGGAUCAGUGUCCCCAUCACCCCCGUCUUCCAAUCCCUUCCUCCCGCAACCAUCUUCACCAACGUUAUAUAACUUCCAUCAACAACUUCCUGUAGCACAAGACCCAAAAAGCCAGUUCCAUAUUCAAAAUUCACCCACUGAGAGGCCUUUUCAACAAACACAUAAUCCCUCGGAAAGACCACCAGCAGACCAUCAAAGCAACUACCAUGAACAGUCAAAACAACAGCAUCAACAAACUGUAAACCAGUUUGUACCAAACGGUGGAGAAUUGGUACCGUCUAUUUCAGAAUAUGAACAACAUAUUACCCUCAAUGGUCCAACAGCGUCUCCUAGUUUUGACAACUUUAGCACAUUCCAACCUUCUCCAACACCAAGCCAACCUGACAUACAAUAUCAACAACAACAACAACAACGUUAUCAACAGCAAGAACAGCAUCAACAGCAACAAAAAUACCAACAGCAGCAACGGCAGCAUCACCAAGAACACCAACAGCAGCAACGGCAGCAUCACCAAGAACACCAGCAGCAGCAAAGCAAUCAGCAACAGCAGCAACAACGAAUUCGCCAACAACAAGAACAACAACAUCAAUAUGACGCUGAGCAAGAACAAGUUAGGCUGCAGUUGGCACAGAAUGUCCAGAAACAACAAGAAGAGAUACAACGACUUCAGGCACAGCUUCUACAAAGCCAAGAACAGCAACAGCAACACCAGCAAUUCUAUAAACAAACGCAAAACAACUACAACCAACAAUUCGAAGCUACCUCAUCUAGAUCACAAUACAUACAGGAGAGAUCUCGUCCGCAACCCACUUACGUGUCGAGCACAUCAUCGCCACAGUACUACCAAUCGACAUCUGGAUCAGUUGAAAUCGGACCGACCACUCCAAAAUAUGUAUCAUCAACCGCUAAUUCCGUCAGCUCAACUCCUGAAACAAAAAAAGAAGAAAAGAAAAAUAAGCCCACAAUUGAACUGCCUGAUGAAGUGCCAGAUGACCUCCGGCAGCAACUCUUAUCAUCUGGUAUCUUAGACAACGCAGAUAUAAGUGUGCUAGAUUAUGACAAAGUAGGUGAUACACCAUUAGACUCUCUACCCCCAGACCAGCUGGCAAACUUCUUUAGUGCGGGAGGAGCCCAACAAAUUUCAUCAAGUGAAAACAGGCCUAUUGUUGUCAAACCAGAUGGAAGUCAUAUUGAAUCCAGAAUAGACCAAGACAUGGAAGAUGACCAAGAAGGGGCAGCAUCAGAAAAUGUACCAAGUUACGUUGCCCCGCCGAAACAAGCAGUUGAAAUGAAAGUUGUCCAUUUCGAUCCGAAAACUCCUGAAGGUCAAAAAAUAGCAGAUGAUUAUGUACAAGAGAACGCCACCCAGAUAGAUCCAGUCGCGUUAAAUGAUAAAAAAUAUAAUAGGUAUCUUCCAUUAAAAGUAGCCGGAAACCAGUUUCCUUUACCUGACAUACUCAAAGGUAGGAAAAUAACGUCAGUGGUCGUAUUAGCACCAGUUGAAACAGAAGUCCUCAAUGGUGACCACACCAGGACUGAGAGAGCUGCAGAAAACAAUUUGAAGGGCAUUAAAUUCGUUGCUGGAGAUAGUUUGCAGGACUUGCUAAAGCGACCGACAAAAGACAAUUUUGAAAAGUGGUUGGAGGUGGAAAAGAUGACCGCCAGCGAUUUACAGUCCAUCGUACUGCUUGUAACGACGAACGAUGAAUCUACAGCAGAUAAAGAAAUCUACAUGUACGACAUCACAUCGGGCAACAUCAAUAAAUUAAGUGGGGAGCUAUCAAACGCUUUUGUGGAAGCUGCUGAAAAUAACUCAUUGAGUAAAGAUAUUGAGAGUUUGGCAAUCGAAGGUGAAGGGAUACCGGAAAAUUUUAACAGAAAAGACGAUAACGCUGCUGAGGGUUCGGAAAAUGUGCCAUUAUUUGUAGAUUUAUCAGGGGUUAGUAUAGACAAGGACAAGGAAAACAGCAAAGUUUUAAUUUCGUCAGGUUAUAGUAAAACGAAACACGGCCGAUCAUUAAGACGACACUGACUUACGUAGUAUGAUAAGAUGUUCGAAUUUUGUAAAUAGUUUUAAUAAUAGUAUUACUAAAUUAAA
This is a messenger RNA of Bombyx mandarina (wild silkworm), 3894 nucleotides long. RefSeq lists its product as uncharacterized. NCBI's taxonomy places the organism in Eukaryota, Metazoa, Arthropoda, Insecta, Lepidoptera, Bombycidae. The record is from RefSeq and is a predicted model, not a curated record.